AGUGGACCAAACGGAAAUUGAGUGUGUCGCCUCUCUUCAGUUUCUUCCCAACAUUCAAUCCGUGCGUUUGCAUCACUUUCAACAAUUUGCGAAGAAUCAUGAAGCUCCUCAUAGUUUGUGCUGUUUUCUUCCUCAUUGUUUCGGUUUAUGGUGGUAUUUUAGAUUAUUUAACGGUUGAAGCUGAAAAUCGCGAUGAUGAGACUGACAAUGAGAAGACGUGCGAAUGCGAAGGAUUCUCCUGCUCAUGCUGUGUGGACUUCAACAUGUCCCUGAUUGAUUUGGGUGGUCCCGGAUGCGUGCGGUUGACCUAUUUAUCCCCCCAGGAGGGAAUUGGGGUGAAUGUGUCGUACGGGGAGAAUCUUCUGGCACACAGUGUGGUCCGGGGAACAAAUCCCGCCCCCACAUGCCUCAAUAUUUUCGCCAAAUUGGCCCAAAUGUGUGCCAAAUUCACGGAAUUCCAACCCACGGAGCAAGGAAUGCGAGCCUGCAUGGAGUUGGAGCCCAAAUUGUUGGGGGAAGUGCAGCUGGACCUACCCAUUGGAUGCUUCCUCAUGACUCCCGAAGGGAUGGAGAUGAUUGACGAGGAAGCCAACACCGAGAAGGCGGAAGAGAAGCACGAGGCGGCCCCAGAAACGCCGUCAACGACACAAAAACCCGAAACAAUUAUUGGGGAUCUCACAGCUGAGGACAUCCUCAAUGUUGUGAGUGAUUCUGCGGACAAGGGCAUCUCCAUGAUCUCCAGUUGGUUCGGCAUCAGCCUCGAUGAUGCUAAAAAUGACACAGAAACCACAACUGUUGCCCCCGCGGAAUGAUGUGUGUGCAAAUAAAACUUCCAUUUAGCUCCUUAAAA
Molecule: messenger RNA, 850 nt
Organism: Lutzomyia longipalpis
Lineage: Eukaryota; Metazoa; Arthropoda; Insecta; Diptera; Psychodidae
Exons: 2
Coding region: 99-812 (237 amino acids)
Source: RefSeq, a predicted model, not a curated record